GGGCAGGGCUGUCAGUUACAUAGUGGAUGAGUCCUCCUGAACCCUGAAAAUAAAAGAAUUGCAGGAUACAGUUUGCCGUUACCCUGAAAAAUAAAUGGACCCCAACAGGAUAAUCCAGGCUCUUAAAGGGACCAUAGACCCUAAUCUGAGGAUAGCUGCGGAAAAUGAACUUAACCAGUCCUACAAGAUUAUCAACUUCGCUCCUACAUUGCUUCAGAUCAUCGUAUCGGAUCAGGUGGAAUGCCCCGUACGGCAAGCAGCUGCUAUUUACCUGAAGAACAUGGUGAGCCAGUACUGGCAGGAUCGAGAGCCCCCCCCUGGAGAGGUGGUCUUCCCCUUCAACAUCCAUGAAAACGAUCGGCAGCAGAUCAGAGAUAAUAUUGUGGAGGGCAUUAUCCAGUGCCCAGAUACAGUCAGGGCUCAGCUUACUGUAUGUCUUCGUGCUAUUAUCAAGCACGACUUUCCCGGCCGCUGGACUGCAAUUGUGGAUAAGAUCGGUUUUUACCUGCAGUCACAGAACAGUGCCAGCUGGUACGGGAGUCUGCUCUCUCUUUAUCAACUUGUCAAGACAUAUGAAUACAAGAAAGCAGAAGAGCGGAAUCCUCUUUUAGCUGCAAUGCAGCUCUUCCUGCCUCGGAUCCAGCAGCAGGUCACGCAGCUGCUGCCGGAUUCCACGGUGUUCUCCGUGCUCAUCCAGAAACAGAUCCUGAAAAUCUUCCAUGCGCUGGUGCAGUACUCCUUGCCCCUGCAGCUGGUGAACAAUCACACCAUGACCCAGUGGAUGGAGAUAUUAAGAGAUGUCAUUGACAGAGGCGUGCCCCCAGAAACCCUGAAACUUGAUGAAGAUGACAGGCCUGAUCUGGUCUGGUGGAAAUGCAAGAAGUGGGCCUUGCGCAUUGUCACACGACUGUUUGAGAGGUAUGGAAGCCCAGGAAAUGUGACAAAGGAAUACUUUGAGUUUGCAGAUUUCUUCUUGAAAACAUAUGCUGUUGGGAUUCAGCAGGUGCUGCUGAAAGUAGUGGAUCAGCAUCGACAGCAGUAUGUCACUCCUCAUGUGCUGCAGCAGGCAUUAAACUACCUGAACCAGGGUGUUUCCCAUUCCCUCACCUGGAAACAGAUGAAACCACACAUACAGACUAUAUGUCAGGAGGUGGUUUUCCCCCUGAUGUGCUACAAAGAUGAGGAUGAGAAACUGUGGCAGGAGGAUCCCUACGAGUACAUCCGAAUGAAAUUCAAUGCUUAUGAUGACCAUGUGUUUCCUACAACUGCGGCUCAAAACCUUCUGUGCACAGCAGCGAGGAAGAGGAAAGAGGUUUUGCCAAAGAUGAUGGAAUUUUGCCACCAGAUUCUCAUGGACCCUAACGUUGACCCUCGGAAGAAAGACGGGGCCCUGCAUGUUAUUGGCUCGCUUGCAGAUAUUUUACUCAAGAAAAGAAUAUACAAAGACCAGAUGGAGCUGAUGCUGCAGAAUUAUGUGUUUCCCUUGUUAAAUUCCAACUUGGGCUACCUCCGGGCCAGGUCCUGCUGGGUUCUGCACUCCUUCAGUCCUCUUCAAUUCCACAAUGAGCUCAAUUUGCGGAACGCUGUGGAACUGGUGAAGCAGAAUCUAAUAGAAGACAAGGAGAUGCCUGUGAAAGUGGAGGCUGCCAUUGCACUGCAGACACUUGUUAGCAACCAGGAGCAAGCCAAGGUGUAUAUAAAGCCCUUAAUCAGGCCAGUGAUGCAGGAGCUGCUAAAUGUAAUCAAAGUAACUGAAAACGACGACCUGACCAACGUCAUUCAGAAAAUGAUCUGCGAGUACAGUGAGGAAGUUGCCAUCAUCGCUAUUGACAUGACGCAGAACCUGGCUGAAAUAUUUCUCAAAGUUCUACAGAGUGAUGAGUAUGAGGAGAGUGAGGAUAAGACAGUGAUGGCUCUGGGAAUUCUGAGCACCAUUGACACCAUCCUCACUGUCAUGGAGGACCACAAAGAGAUAACGCAGCAGUUGGAAGGAAUCUGCUUGCAGGUCAUUGGGCUGGUGCUACAGAAACCCAUUAUAGAGUUCUAUGAAGAAAUUCUUUCUCUGGCAUUCAGCUUGACUUGUCCGGCGAUCUCUCCUCAGAUGUGGCAGCUCUUAGGUGUUUUGUAUGAAGUCUUUCAGCAAGACUGUUUUGAUUAUUUUACAGAUAUGAUGCCUCUCUUGCACAAUUAUGUGACUGUAGAUACAGACAUGCUGCUUUCUAAUCCCAAACAUUUAGAAGUAAUUUAUACCAUGUGUAAAAAGGUGUUGACUGGCGAUGCAGGAGAAGAUGCUGAAUGUCACGCUGCCAAACUUCUAGAAGUGAUAAUCCUUCAGUGUAAGGGAAGGGGCAUUGAUCAGUGCAUCCCACUGUUUGUGGAAGCAGUGCUGGAGAGGUUAACUCGAGGGGUGAAAUCCAACGAGCUCCGAACAAUGUGUCUCCAAGUUGCCAUUGCAGCCCUGUACUACAACCCUACCCUGCUCAUCCAAACACUGGAGAAUAUCCGCUUCCCGCACAGCCCAGAGCCCAUCACUGCCCAGUUCAUCAACCAGUGGAUGAACGACACAGACUGCUUCUUGGGGCUUCAUGACAGAAAGACCUGCAUUAUUGGCUUGAGUAUCCUGAUGGAGCUGCCGAACAGGCCCGCUGUCGUGGAGUCUGUGGCUGCACAGAUCGUGCCGUCCAUCCUGCUGCUGUUCCUGGGCCUGAAGCAUGUGUACGCAUCCCGGGUUUUGGCCAAGCAGGAGGCCUUCACAAGAAGCACUGCAGUGGAAGAAGAAGAAAACGAGAUCCCGAGUGAUGAAGAUGAAAUGAACGAGAGCAAGCAGGCGAUUCUUCAGCAGCACAGCACUCCGGUGGGCGAGGAGGACGAGGAUGAUGAUGACGACGACGACGACGAUGACUGGGAUGAAGAUGUCCUGGAGGGCACCGCGCUGGAGGAGUAUGGCACUCCCCUGGACUACGACAGUGGCCUCGACGAGUACCAGUUCUUCACUGCAGCACUUCUCAAGAUUCAGAGUACAGAUGCUGCGUGGUACCAGUGUCUUACAGCUCCACUCAGUGAUGACCAGAAGAAACAGCUCCAGGAGAUUUACACACUGUCACAGCAGAGGAAGAAUUCUACUGGCAAAGGACAAUGAAUCUAAAGGAGUUGAUCCCCAGGAAAUCAAGACGAUACGGCUGGAUUGAACUUUUUGUAGCAAAUGCCCAGCUGUGUUCUCUGCCCCAUAGUGGAAUACAUCGAGAGUUACAUUGCCACGUGCCACAAGGAACGGAUUUCUGGAAGUUUAACCCUUCACAGAGUUUUAGCCCAGCAGGGCUGCUCGGUUCUCUUAAUUCCUGACCAGCUAACACGUACAAAUGUGUGUGUAUGUAUGUGUUUUUCUCCUGUUCUGUUUGUUUUGAUUUUUAAAUCUUUCAGAGAAUGGCUUUAGUUUCUAAACGUACCACAGGUUUCUAAUCAGGCAGCAUCUGCUGGGUUUCUGCAGGAUAUCGUGCCUUCUGUUCCACAGGGGUUACCUGACACAGUAUUUUUGGAUCCAGAUUCAAGUAGACGUAUAAGUAGAAGUCUCAGGACUGUUUUUAUUUUGAAGCAAGUGUUUGAUCGCUGCAAAAUGUUAACCCUGGUUUCUGGGUUAUGGUAAUUCUUUUUUGUUCUGGUUUCCUCCUAUAGUUUGAGGUCUUUUACGUGAGAUUGCACUGUGUUUGCAAAUGACAGUCUGUUUUCAAUUUGAACAUCACAGAAAUAUUAAAAAGGGACUAACCGGAAAGACAUUUUACAAGUUGAAAAAAAUGGCCAAUUAAAUAGUCUGGGGCUCUGUUAGUGUUAGAGUAAUGUUACAGACAAAUGUUGACAAUAAAAAGAAACACUUUUGGCAGGGGAAUGAUUUAAUGUGAACUAAAUUAUAAUGUCUUCAUGUAACUGACAUCCAAAAUUACAGGCUUUCUUCCUAAUAUUCCAGUUUUGCAAGCUGAAAUAUGGUCUAAUCAUGUUCUAUAUAUGCCACAGAACAGCCAUUCUGUAUCUCAUCGAAGCCCACGCUGAGUUCUUAAGAACGAAUUGUACACAGUGUCUACUUUAAAUCUAUACUUCUUUAUGGUUGGUUGAUAGGUAUGAAAUUUAUUUGUUUAAAAGUGCACACAAUUAAUUAAAAGUACCAUAAAGUUGCAAAUAAUCAACUUGACCACUGCAGUGUUAGCGAGGAAUUGGUGUUCACAGAGGCCCUCUCAAACUGGUAUAAUGGGCUAUUUUAAAAUUGAAGGGGCAUUCGCAAGGCACACCCUUGUUAAAGGUGCACAGAUGGUUCCAUCUACUCAGUUGGCUGUACUGCAAUGGAAAGCUCCUGACUUUAGUUACUUGCUGAGUGCCCAGGCCUAGUCCACUUACUCUUUCAGUUGUAAUAUGUGUAAUACCUUUAAAUUCAAGGUCACUUCAGUUGUCACUUCUAACAGUGCAUGCUUUAAAUAUGGACUGGUGUGGGCAAACAGUCCAACCAUUAUUUACUGCAACACUAUUACACCAUUGUGUAUUUGACAUUUUAUUAUGAUGUGAUACAAUACUGCUAGUGUAAAUGCAGUAGCCAAGAGCAUUUUGUUUGCUAUGAGCAAGAACAUUUCAACUAACUAGUUUUUUUUAGGUACAUUCAUUUUAAUAAUUUGUGAGACAUACAGAUCACUAAUAAUUGUUUUUGAAUUUUAUAGUUAUUUACAGUGUUCUUGCGCUUAAGAACUGUAGAAAAAUGUAUCGUUGGCUACUAGUUUGUAUUGAUAUUGUGUGGAAGAUGGUGUAGCUCAAGUUUAAGCUGUGAAAAAAGGGUAAAAGGUCUUAAACCCUAUUCUAGUAAAGGUCUACGCAACCUCAACCGUGUAUCUGGGCACCAUAACACAUAGCUGACGAGAACCUUUGAUUCCUCACCAUUGCACCCCUCUCCUACACUGUCAAUACCUGGGGACUUAUUACACCUGUGUUUCAGAUCUCACUUUGGAAUUUAUCUCUAAUUAAAGCCACAGUACUCUUAAGUAGGGAACAGGCAGUGAGGCCCAUUUAAACCACCAUCUAGGUUAUAUUGGACUGUUUCAUUUUACCUGUUAGACCUGCAGUGGAAUGGCCAUUGAGAACCACAGUUGCUCCUUGCCUGUUCUUGUGUUUUGAGUUACUGUUCCUGAUCAUCACGACUUUAAGCCAAUAAAUCAAAAUAAUUGCUUUAAGAACCUUGUUUUGGCCUCCUUUUACGCAUUAGCUUUAAUAUAUUUAGAACUUAUUCUGUAUUUUGUGCUUGAGUGAGGGGGAUAUCAUUGUUUCCAGCCAGACAUGAUGGAUUUUUUCAUUAUAUCUGGGAUUGCAUUUAAUACAAGAACCCUUUUUUAAUCCAAAAGUCAGUCAUAAGAUUGUAAGCACUACAUUAUAGUAUUUUUUGGGGGCGAUUUGAAUACAUUCAGACAAAUGCGGUUUGUGACAGUUCAGUUUUAUCUUUAGGUGUGUUAGUGAAACCUUUUGUUGAGCAGAUGGUGUGUUAGUUGUGCAUGCCUUGAUGUAACAGGUAGCAUAGUGUGGAGAGUCUGAAAUAAGUUAGGGCACAGUUUAUCAAGUUUGAAAGUUAAAAUGUACAGCUAGAAUGUAGUUUUGUUGUGAGUUUCAUUUGAAGGAGAAACCAGAUAAAUCCCUUCCUAAGUUGUUCCCUGUCUAAUCAAUCGGAACAUCUUAAAACCAUGCAAAACAUGCUGAGGUCAGAUGUGGUACUGGAGAUAUUGUCAUGCUUUUUCUUUGACUGUUUCCUGUCAUUCCCGGUUCGUCCUUGUGUAUUUGUCUACUGUGAGAUAUAUCUUCUUUUUAUCAAGCAAACAGCACAUUUGGAAAAGAGUUCAAGGCCCCCUCUGGGUGCUUAAGUGCAAAGGGUCACCACAUGACAAGAGAGCUCAUUUGUAUUACCGUGUUAAACUGUCACACCUACUGGCAGUUCUGGAUAUCUGCAAGUCAUCAAAUAACCUAUAACGUUUAUUGCAGCUGAGUUUUAUCCUUUCAUUUGGCCUGCAGAUAAAAAAUAAAUAAAUAAAUGUUUUUUGCAGAUCCUAUAAUUGCACUAAGCAUUUU
This is a messenger RNA of Polyodon spathula (Mississippi paddlefish), 6090 nucleotides long. It is a transcript of the gene ipo8, whose product is annotated as importin 8. The transcript has 25 exons. Bases 95 to 3139 code for a protein of 1014 amino acids. Gene Ontology annotation, biological process: protein import into nucleus. Gene Ontology annotation, molecular function: small GTPase binding. Lineage: Eukaryota; Metazoa; Chordata; Actinopteri; Acipenseriformes; Polyodontidae. Gene Ontology annotation, cellular component: cytosol; nuclear envelope. The record is from RefSeq and is a predicted model, not a curated record.